AUGUCGUUCAAGUACGAGUUUGCCCGCUACAUCAAGAGCCCGGGCUCGUGUCCGGGGCUGCUCUUCCACGACGACAACGCACUUAUCAUCAAGGACCUGUAUCCCAAGAGUCUGGUGCACUAUCUCGUGAUUCCCGUAGAGAAAACUCUCGAGAGGCCUCAGGAGGCCUUUGCAGACGACGAGUUCCGGAAAAAAAUGGAGAAAUACAUCGACAAGGCGCGCGAAAUGGUGGUAGCCAACUGGCCGCAGCACUAUACCGUUCCUGGUGGCGAAAUAGCAGACUACAUCCAGGUGUGCUGCCAUUCGGUCCCGUCAAUGGCUAACUUGCACAUCCAUGUGAUGACCAAGGACCUGUGCAGCGAGCGGGUGAAAAAUAAAAAACACUACAACAGCUUUGCCACGUCGUUUGCGAUCCGGUGGGACGAGUUCCCGCUCGCAGCAGACGACCCCCGCUGGAACGAGGAGUACUGCAAGUCGCUGCUCAAACAGGACCUGGUGCACGGAGGAAUUAACUACGGCAGCUCUUUCAAACGGCUGCGGGAGGAAUUGGACCGCAAACGGGCCCGCAUCGUCUACGCGAAAAAACGCAGGGUGUCGCACUAG
Messenger RNA from Ogataea angusta, 603 nucleotides. RefSeq lists its product as uncharacterized. The transcript has a single exon. The coding region runs from base 1 to 603 and encodes 200 amino acids. Gene Ontology annotation, biological process: single strand break repair; double-strand break repair. Gene Ontology annotation, cellular component: nucleus. Lineage: Eukaryota; Fungi; Ascomycota; Pichiomycetes; Pichiales; Pichiaceae. The record is from RefSeq and is a predicted model, not a curated record. Gene Ontology annotation, molecular function: mismatched DNA binding; double-stranded RNA binding; single-stranded DNA binding.